This is a messenger RNA of Trypanosoma rangeli, 327 nucleotides long. RefSeq lists its product as uncharacterized. Bases 1 to 327 code for a protein of 108 amino acids. The record is from RefSeq and is a predicted model, not a curated record. The transcript has a single exon. NCBI's taxonomy places the organism in Eukaryota, Euglenozoa, Kinetoplastea, Trypanosomatida, Trypanosomatidae.
AUGCUGAUAUUAUUGGAUGCACUCUCCCCUUGCCCCGUCGCAUCUAAAGAUUCUAGCAUGGCCUCCGUAUCGGACACUAUCAACUCGAGGCGCGCCACGAACCGUUGCGUGGCUAUCUUUUCACACCCCUCCUCCAUCUCACUUUUCCGCCGCCGGCGUUUUGGAAAAUGUCUUAUUGGUGCCCUUAAUAAACCGGCGAACGCUGCCAGGGUGGAGGUCGUAGUUUUGUCUCUCGACCGUUCAAUGAAGCGUGCAGAGACAUUGAUUCACCGUGGAGGCAUCGGACGGCUCAUCCACAAAGGAGAUGACGGUGUCCGUCAUGGAUGA